AUGAGUUUCUUAGAGAUGACUGCGGACGACGGAAUGACAGUAGCAGAAGCAAUCGAGUUCAUUGAUUCCUUCGAUGAAUAUUUUGACGACUGCGAACAGAAAACCGAACGCACCAACACCGGCCAAACUCAUUCACUUUCUUCUAGUGACAGCUCAAUUCCAAUUCCGACCUCAAACAUGGUCGGAGAGAAAAGACGUACCAAGAAAACAAACCCACCAGGGUACACGACGCGAGUCCAGCGACGCAAGAGGGCAGAGCUGCAGAACCUUCGUGACGAAGCUCAGGAAUUACAAGAGCGACUGGACCAACUGAAGAAAUCUACAUUCAAUUCCCACAUGGAGACGAACAGCAAACUCAAAACGAUACUUGCACACCACUUGAGUGCAAACGAGAAUCUAUGUCGAGCUCUACACAAGAAGGCAUUACUGAAGGGAACUGACUUCGUAUUCAGCUGCGAGCCAACCCCUGGGUAUUCUUUCGCUGCAUUCGAGAACAACCGAGCAAUCGUUGGCCACCUAGAGCAGCUAGUGGGGAAACUAUAUCUGGAGUCUGGCUCAUUGUUAGAUUCUUGGUCGUCUUCGUCGAUGAACUACAGCAUGAAUGUCCAGUACGACGAACAAAAGCACAGCAAAGUCGCUGAGAUGAAGGCAACGACUCCUGUCGCAUGCUCAAUGGAAGUGGCGGCUGAUCUCAUGUGGCGAGAACAGAGUGGCCAGCGCUCGGAUCCUCAAAAAUGGGCCCACAUCAUUUCUGGACGUCAGCCAAAUUCUCAAGAAAAAAACUGGAUCUUCACGCUACAGUGCCAAUCCUACAUCAAGCGAGUCAACGGAGUUCAACUAAUGCAGAAAUUCGAAGACUCGAACCGGAUUGUAUUCUCAAAGCAUUCUUUUUGUGAGUAUUCGGCCGUCCUGUAUCGAGAUAUGUACGCCGCACAGCUCCGUUCCAAGGACGAGAUCCUGGCCAUCCGCGCCGCUGAGCGUGAGUAUGCCAAGCGCGUGUUGCUUGCGCAGGAGACGCUUAAGGUCGUGCGCGAGGAGCUGGCCACAUGCUACCGCGAAAACGGCGUGAACCACAAGAUGGCCUGCAAGGGUCUUCGCGAGGAGUAUGCCAAGCUCAUCCAGGACCCCACGCAUGGAGCUGGCUACCCGACGCGACCGGAGUUCUAG
This is a messenger RNA of Phytophthora nicotianae INRA-310, 1167 nucleotides long. RefSeq lists its product as hypothetical. NCBI's taxonomy places the organism in Eukaryota, Oomycota, Peronosporomycetes, Peronosporales, Peronosporaceae. The record is from RefSeq and is a predicted model, not a curated record. The transcript has 7 exons. The coding region runs from base 1 to 1167 and encodes 388 amino acids.